ACAAUACAGAAUGGAUUGAGAUGGAGCUGAAAAGGUUGGUGAUCUUGAUCACUCUGUACUGAUUAUAUAAUCCACCUCCCACCCUCCCUGGUCCAAACAGGUUAUUUGGCGGCUUGGCAGUAACCAGGCAGCAACCUGGGUGAUCACCCACACUAAACCCCCCCCAUCUAUCCGCUAGUUAGCGGGGUGGCAGGUUGCGGCGGGAUUACUACCCAGGCACCUCAUCCUGGUAACUUUCUGACCCCUGUCUCCUUUCCUUUCCUUCCAAUCUCGCCUCAACUUCUACAAGCCUUCUUCGCUCCGUCACGAUGUGGCAACCCGUUACUCUUCCCUUCAAGAAUGGCUCGCUGCCUCGACCCACUCUGCCUACUCCAGAUGAAAUCCGGGCCUGCACCACUAUUUUAUGGGAGCGCUCAUCCGUCAAGGUCGUUGCAGUGAAUGAUGAGAUUGUUGUCAAAUUUGGAACAAGCUUAAAUGCAUGGGAGGGACAGGCUCUAGUUUACCUCGAACGAUACGUCCCAAGUGUUCCGGCUCCCCGACUGUACGCAAUGUACCGUGAUGCUAAGCAACUCUUCCUGGUUAUGCAGCGCGCUCCAGGUGUGCCACUGAGCUCAAUUUGGCGGUCAUUGACUGAGCCCGAGAAAGAUGACAUUGUCACCAAACUCCGCAAAGCAGUUGAUACUUUGCGACAGGCGAAGAGUCCGUGGCCCGACUUUUAUGGAGGCUUGGAUGGUGGCAGUGUGCACCAUUAUUUAUUCUGGUGCCGGAAGGUUGGUGGCAAGUAUUUGGGGCCCUUCCAUGGCGAAGCUGCCUUUGUUGCAGGGCUCACAGGGAAUUACCGAGCCGCCAUUGAACGUGACGGCCUGCCAGACUUCAAAGCUCGCUUCUAUGAAACCUCCCUCCUUCACGUACUCCAAGGUCACCGGCCAACAUUGACUCACGGGGACAUUCAGCCGAAGAACAUUGUUGUCGCGGAGAAAGGCCGCAACUCUCGAGGACAGCGAUCAUUUGAUGUCAUGCUUGUCGAUUGGGAAGAAGCUGGCUGGUAUCCUGAUUUCUGGGAAUACUUCAGUGCGUUUUCCACACCCCCAUUUCUCGACUGGAGGGAUGACUGGUGCUGGCGAAUUCAUGAGUUUCUUCAAAUAUGACCCGCCGAAAUGGCAAUAAUGCGUAUGAUUGAUAAAGAUUGGCUAUAACUCAAGGGACUGGGAAGGGCCUUGGCUGCUAAAUGCGAGUAAUGAAUGGUUAGGAACUGGUAGGAGACGAAGCAGCAGCAGUCAGAGCCACUCAAAAAAGUAAUGCACAAAUAGGGAGACAGCUUAGCUCCUGUGAACCAUGAGGUCCCAAGUCCUCAGGGGCCUUCGAUCAGGGGGUCUUUGGGCGUAAUAGCGCCGUGGAGGAGUGACCAAAGUGCCCGGGGGCCCACAAGCCAGCCAGGCCAACAGUCGAUGCUCCCAAGUCCUCACAGGUCUUAGGUUGGGGGCCUAUGGACGCCGUAGGGCGCUAGAACCCUGUGAAUUCAGGCGGAGGAGCGAGGUCCGAUUUCUAAGGAAUGGCGUCGGCGGAACGGGCGCAUCGGGACCUGUACCUUGCUCCAAUGACUCAGGCCACUUGUCCAGGCCACUUUGUCUAAGGGCCUUGCGGGUCCAUGGAAUGCGGCCUUAAGGCCUGUGUGGCCUCAAGGCCGCUUGCUGGAGGCUCCAAUUGGCCCGUAGACCCCAGGGCUCUUUAGUCACCGCUCCGCGGCACUAUUACGCCCAAAGUCCCGUGAUUGAAGUUCCCCCGGGGCGGUCAAGUUUGAGAUGAUAAAAAAAAAGAGCGUCUGGGCCUCCGCUCUAUAUUGACGGCUCCGGGCACGGUUGACAGUUUUUACCCUGUUC
Messenger RNA from Coccidioides immitis RS, 1880 nucleotides. RefSeq lists its product as uncharacterized. The coding region runs from base 309 to 1148 and encodes 279 amino acids. Lineage: Eukaryota; Fungi; Ascomycota; Eurotiomycetes; Onygenales; Onygenaceae. The transcript has a single exon. The record is from RefSeq and is a predicted model, not a curated record.